GCAGCUGCCGCACUUUGACGUGGACGUGUUGAAGAAGCUGAAGAAGCGGAAGAUCCAGUCGGUCAAGGACCUGCAGGAGCUGCCGUCUGCCGAGCUGCGGGAGGCGCUGCAGGCUGCCGGGCUGAGUGAGGCGGGGGCGGAGGAGGUGGCCACCUUCCUGUCCACACUGCCCGUAGUGUACUGCAGGGCGGAGUGCGAGGUGACGGGUGAGGAGGAGAUCAUGGAGGGCGACGUGGUGAAGUGCCGCCUGCAGCUGCUGGUCACCCGGCCCAGCCACAACACGCCGGGGUUCGAGCAGCAGGCGCCGACCCGCGGGUCAAGCAAGGCCAUCCGCGCCUUCACGCCCAACAACCCCGUGCCCAAGGACGAGAACUGGCACAUCCUGUUGGUUGACUCGGGCAGCAACGCGGUGCUCACCUGGGCCAAGGCAAGCCUGGUGGAGGCGGAGGCGGUGGGCUUCUCCCGACCCGAGCUGGCGGAGGAGUGGGAGCGGCAGGGCGCGGCGGGGGGCAACGAGGCGGGGGACAAGGGAGGCAAGGAUGCCGACCGCGGCCGCUCUCGCGCCCUCGCCACGGCG
Molecule: messenger RNA, 577 nt
Organism: Astrephomene gubernaculifera
Lineage: Eukaryota; Viridiplantae; Chlorophyta; Chlorophyceae; Chlamydomonadales; Astrephomenaceae
Source: the annotation of a GenBank genome assembly